Molecule: messenger RNA, 1090 nt
Organism: Cimex lectularius (bed bug)
Lineage: Eukaryota; Metazoa; Arthropoda; Insecta; Hemiptera; Cimicidae
Product: protein SON-like
Exons: 2
Coding region: 146-1012 (288 amino acids)
Source: RefSeq, a predicted model, not a curated record
CAAUGCACGGCAUGGCCAAUCAAAAAUCAUAUGUACGAAACAACUGUUGUAAAUGUAAUAAUUCAUUUUUUAUUAGUAGUUGUUCAUACUUUCAGAUCAAAUGUUAGUUUAAAAUUACUUCAACGUUUAAAAGUUAUACAAAAUUAUGAACGGACAAGAAGAACAGGACAACGUUAGAAAACGCCUUCCAGGCGAUCUAGAGAAUGCGGUGAUCGAACUUUACUCCAUUCCCGGGACGACGAUACAAGAAGUCGCUAAAGUCGUCAGCGCGGUUUACGACAUUAACAAAAAUGACAUCAAAGGAGUUGUGACUCUGGCGCUAAAGAAAGGACUGAGAAGAGCCGGGAGAGGAUGCGUGAAGAAGCAUUCAAAGAGGAUGAAUUCCAGGGCGGUCAGUAGGUCAAAGAAGAAGGGCGACAACCGAAAAUCACACCUUAGAUCCGUGAUGAUGGCUAACAGAAGAAGGAAUUCAAAAUUCAGGCAUCAUCGGGCUGAGUGUCUACCUAAAAGAAGACAAGUCUGCCACAGCAGCAGUCGAAAACACCAAAUGAAAAAAACGCCGAAAAAGAAAAGCAGGAGUGAAAGACGAAGUUCACGUUUGUGUCGUCCUUCUAGAAAAAUGCGCUCGUCUUCAAGGAGGCACUCAUCUUCGAAGAGAAGGCACUCAUCUUCAAAGAGAAGGCACUCAUCUUCAAAGAGAAGGCACUCAUCUUCAAAGAGAAGACACUUGUCUUCAAUGAAACGGUACUGUUCUUCAAAAAAACGGCACUCAUCUUCUAAGAAAAGGCACUCGUUAUCAAAGAAGAGACGUUGUUCGUCAAAGGAAAGGCGUUCAUCUUCAAGGAAAAGGCACUCAUCUUCAAGGAAAAGGCACUCAUCUUCAAAGGGAAGGCACUCAUCUUCAAAGGGAAGGCAAUCUGACUCAAAAACAAAGCGUCCGCCGUGUCGCACUGCCCACAAGAAGCGCAAAGACACAAGCCCGUUGGUUCUUCCCGACCACCCAAGUUGCUAAAUCAUAUAUGAGUGCAAUUUAUCCUAUUCUGUUGUCUGUGUCUUAAGCAAAUAAAAAAAUUAUUUUGAGUCGUUUAAA